Penicillium arizonense is the source of this 1107-nucleotide messenger RNA. Its product is annotated as alpha/beta hydrolase. Bases 1 to 1107 code for a protein of 368 amino acids. The record is from RefSeq and is a predicted model, not a curated record. The transcript has 2 exons. NCBI's taxonomy places the organism in Eukaryota, Fungi, Ascomycota, Eurotiomycetes, Eurotiales, Aspergillaceae.
AUGCAUGUGAAGACAGGAUUAUUAUUGAUCGCCUGGGCAAUUGCUGCUGUGGCUUCAGGCUGGCGCGGUGAGGUGCCAGCCCAGCGAUCGUACAUGUAUGUUGGAGGACAAUAUAUUCUGAAUGGUGCUGGCCAGCAUGUCUUCGCGGAUCAGAUGUACGUGGAAAAACUGACUCCGGCCGCGGGUGUUACCAAGCCGUAUCCAAUUGUCUUUAUCCAUGGACAAGCUCAAACAGGCACCAAUUGGCUCAACAAGCCUGACGGAGGGGAAGGCUGGGCCUCUUACUUUCUCUCUCAAGGAUAUGCAUGCUAUAUUAUCGACCAAACCUUCCGCGGCCGCAGUGCCUGGUUCCCUGGCAAUGGGACGCUGAGCACCUACAGCGCCGAGCUGUUGCAGCAGCGCUUCACUGCGCCGAAGCUGUACAACCUCUGGCCGCAGGCGUCCCUGCAUACCCAAUGGAACGGGACGGGCGUCAUGGGCGACCCGAAUUUCGACACUUACUAUUCCUCGACGGUCGAGUUCCUCAGUUCAUCAACCUACCAGCAGUCGACCGUGCAGGCCGCCAGCGCCGCCCUGCUCGACAUCAUUGGAUCCCCCGUCAUCCUCCUCUCCCACUCCCAGGGCGGAUGUAUGCCCUGGCUCAUUGCGGAUGUGCGCCCGGAUCUCGUUCACUCCAUCGUCUCGAUCGAACCCACCGGCCCUCCCUUCCAGGACGCCGUCUUCAGUAACUCUUCCACGCGCGCCUACGGGCUUACCGAUAUCCCAAUUACCUACUCGCCCGCCGUGGCCGCCCCGGGCGACCUCGUGAAGCACGUUAUCCCUUCUAACUCGUCGCUGUACUCCGACUGCGUAAUCCAGGCCGAUUCACCCGCACCGAGACAGCUCGUCAAUCUCGCCCAUGUGCCCGUCCUGGUCGUGACGACCGAAUCGUCUUACCAUGCGCCGUAUGACUGGUGCACAGUCAAGUUUCUGCAACAGGCAGGCGUUCCAGCGCAACAUCUCCAGCUGGCGGAUGUCGGCAUCCACGGAAAUGGACAUAUGGUGUUCAUGGAGAAGAAUAGUUUGCAAGUUGCUGCUGUUCUGCAGAAGUGGAUGGAGGGGAAGUAA